CCAUCGUCAUCGUGAUCGGAUCGUAUUCGUAUUCGUAGUUUCUAAUCCAACUUCAGUGAUGGCUGCAACAUUUUUGGAAUUUGCAUUCCGAGGAAGUGGGAAGAUUGCUCUUGAUAGUGUUUGUUCAGUGAGUGUAAGUUUAGUUCGUUUGGAAAUGCGUUUUGUUAAGAUGUAAAGUGCUCUGUUGAACUUACCAUCUGCGAUGGCAGACGAAGAUCCAGAGCUAGAAGUUCGUCGUGCCCUAGAUGUGGUCCAGUCCAUGAUUGACAUUUCUGCAGAUAGAUUGGAGGGGUUAAGAACUCAGUGUGCAACGAGUGCUGAAUUGACCCAACAUGAAAUUAGGACUCUGGAGGGCAAGCUCAUCAAGCUGUUCUCAAGACAGUUGAUUCUCAAAGCCAAGUUGAAGGAUGAUGGAACCCCAGCAGAGAUCAAGCACGUGCCAUCUCUACGACAGUGGCUGCAGGUCGUGGGCCUCUCACCCGACUCUGUGCAGAUAGUGACAUACAAGGUGAGGUCGCUGGAGGCACUACAGUCUGUGACAGAGAGAGAGCUGAGGACAUUGUUAUCUGAACAACCACAGCGGGAUGAGGAGCUAAGACGACUCAGCCAUGCUCUUCACAACCUCAAGCGUUAUACUGACAUUCUUCAUAGAGGUGACAGUGAGAACGUAGAAGCUUUGUACUGGGACUCGUGGGACCGUCGUGUAGUGGUGGGAGGAGGCAGCUCUCCUCGGCCCCCCCGCUCCAGAGCAGGACGCUGUUCUGUACCAUCUGAGGAGAGCUUACAUCCGUCAGAGAGAGCCCCACUGUCUCCACCUCUGCCACCUUACCCGUACACAACACCCCCGUCCACACCCCCUGUGGGGAAAGGCAAAUUGGGUGAGAAAGUGAGGUUUCCUACUACACCUCCGCCACGCCGGAAACAUCAGACAGGGCUACCAACAUUGUACCCUGAGCCACAACCUCUCACCAAGUCCAAGAGUCAUGAGAGCCAGCUGGCAAACAAGGUGGAUGGUGACACUGCGAGCACUGGCAGCAGGACUGUAGAGAGGAGAGGCAGGUUACCAACAGAGCCUGGUCCCCCACUGGUGUCUAGUCCUAUCAAGUCACCGCCUCCCCCCGCUCCUGUACCUGCCACUGCUGCUCCCCCGCUGGAUGAUAACACAUUCAAAUCCAGUCUUCAAGUGCCCAAGUCCCCUCGUACACCAACCAUCUCUCGAGGUAUGGGCCAUGUCAUCAAUCACCGCUUCACCAAAACCUUCAAGAUGAUGACUACGUGUGAUUAUUGUGACAAACAAAUGUUUAUUGGUACAGGGUUAAAAUGUAAAGAAUGUAAAUACAAAUGCCAUCGAGACUGUGAGCCUAAAGUUCCACCAUCAUGUGGUCUGCCCAGAGAGCUAGUGGAUGAGUUUAGAAGAACUAUAACAGGAAAUCAAGACGUGUUUGCACCAAGUCAGUCUCCUAUCAUCAACAGGCCGUCUCCCAGUCAUAAUCCUCUGACUCGAAGAGAUCGCAAGACCAUCAACGUUCCACCAUUUCCAGUAAAUAAUAAAAAUGGAGGGCUGGACUCUUCGUCUAACACAUCGAGUUGUAACAGUUCUACUCCCAGCAGCCCUGCACUGGUGCCCAGUCAUACACCGGCUGCUAUCAUCACCAAACACCAACAGUUCCACUUCCCUGACGUGGUCACUCUUCAGACCCACCCUCUGGAGAGAUCUCAGGACUCUGACAGGACAGUGUCAGGCAGUGUGAGCACGGACUCUGAACACACCCCAGUCAGAGUUGACAGUCAGGACAGUCAGGUGUCUGACAGUGAAAAUGUCGACAACAGGGGCUGGCCUAGACAGAACAGUCUUUCAAUGAGAGAGUGGGACAUACCAUUUGACGAGCUGAAAAUGGGGGAGGCCAUUGGUACGGGUCACUUUGGCACCGUGUACCGGGGUAACUGGCACGGAGAUGUGGCUAUCAAGGUGCUCAACAUGAACUACAUGGACGACGACAAGACCUUUGAAGCCUUCAAACUUGAGGUUGCCAUAUUCCGCAAGACAAGGCACGAGAAUGUAGUGUUGUUCAUGGGAGCUUGUAUGAAGCCUCCGCGACUGGCCAUUGUGACAAGUAUGUGUAAAGGAAUGACUCUCUACACCCACAUACACCUGUGUAAGGACAAGUUCAACAUGAACAAGACCACAUCUGUAGCUCAGCAGAUAUCACAGGGAAUGGGAUAUCUUCAUGCAAGAGGAAUUAUUCAUAAAGACUUAAAAACGAAGAAUAUAUUUCUGGAAAAUGGUAAAGUGAUCAUCACAGACUUUGGGUUGUUCAGUGUUACCAAAUUGUGUUUUGCCAACAAGAAGGUAGAUGGACUGAGUAUACCAAAGGGGUGGCUGUGUUACCUGGCACCAGAGAUCAUCAGGGAUCUGAGAGCUCAUCAAAAGCCUGAUGAUGAGGAAUUGCCAUUUUCCAAGUUUUCUGACGUUUACGCUUUUGGGACUGUUUGGUAUGAACUACUAUGUGGGGAAUGGCCAUUCAAAGGCCAACCACCAGAAACUAUCAUUUGGCAGGUGGGGAAAGGAGUCAAACAACCCCUAGCUAACCUACAGGCCUCAAGGGAUGUUAAGGACAUCCUGAUGCUGUGCUGGUCUUAUCAGCCUAAUGAGAGGCCAGAUUUCAUCAGACUGCUCAAAACAUUGGAGAAGCUACCAAAGAAGCGUCUGGCUAGAAGUCCAUCACACCCCAUCCACCUCUCACGCUCAGCUGAAUCUGUCUUCUGAGUACACACACACAUUGUAUGGUCAUUUAAAUGCUCUGUAUUGAUGAGAACUUUUAUGAAGAAAUUGUUUUUUCACAUAUAAAAAAGUAACCGAUUGGUCUGGACUGCACACAUUUUUUUAAACUUAUAAUUUAUGGGUGAUGGAAAAAAACUCUUUUUACUCACCCUUUAAAAUAUGUUUAGGCCUUAUAUUGUUUCGAUUAAAUUCAAUUUAUUCA
This is a messenger RNA of Macrosteles quadrilineatus (aster leafhopper), 2984 nucleotides long. It is a transcript of the gene ksr, whose product is annotated as kinase suppressor of Ras 2. The coding region runs from base 203 to 2767 and encodes 854 amino acids. The record is from RefSeq and is a predicted model, not a curated record. Gene Ontology annotation, molecular function: protein kinase activity; ATP binding. Lineage: Eukaryota; Metazoa; Arthropoda; Insecta; Hemiptera; Cicadellidae. Gene Ontology annotation, biological process: protein phosphorylation. The transcript has 17 exons.